AUGAUCCCACGUUCUUCAGCCCUUGCGAUUGUUGUUCUGGGAUACGUGGCGGGUGCUCAGGCCGCUCCUACAGGUACGACAACCUACGCGGAAGCCCUACCGACGCCCACCCGUGAUGCUACCAGCUUCAAGGUGCCCAUCCAUGUGAACAAAGAGGCGCUGCACCCACGCAAUCAGCGCAUGACCAUGGAAGAGUUGGAUCAGUGGCUGAGUCGUGAGCAUGAGAUGCUGCGGAUUAAGUACACACAUCCUGACGACCGCAAUGCGUCUUGGCAUGAGAAGCGUCAGCAGGUAGGUCUUGGCGACUUUGGUACCGACAGCUACUACUUUGCGCCGAUCGGUAUUGGUACGCCGUUGGAGACGAUGAAUGUCGUCCUGGACACGGGCUCUGCGGACUUUUGGCUAGCAGAUGCACAGUGUGGCGUGCAGGACAACUGUGACACCGACAUGCCUAAAUACGACGCUUCGGUGAGCAAGACCUACCGAAGCAGCAACACGCCGUUCCAAGUGCAGUAUGGCUCUGGCGCUGUCCGCGGCACACUGGCUACUGAGUUUGUAUCAUUAGCUGGCUACAAUGUUUCUUCGGUGACGUUCGGUCAAGCGAGCCACCUGGCGCAAGGCACGAUCAAUGCUCCCGCCUCGGGUAUUAUGGGCAUGGGCUUUGACUCAUUGUCGACGACUGGUACUAUGCCAUUCUGGCAGAUCUUGGCCGAGCGCCAGAAACUGCAUGACUACGUGUUUACGUUCCAACUCCGGAACAACAUGGACAAUGUUAACCACAACAAUAUGGUGAACCCUGGUGGUGUAUUUACGCUGGGUGUGUUGGACUCGCAGCAGUAUUCGGGCGACAUUACAUGGACGCCUUUGUCCAAAGGCUUUGGUCCCAACGGCCUUGGCUAUUGGGCAUUGGAUAUCCAGGAGAUGCGUGUGAACAACCAGGUCGUGCAGCUGGACCAGUACAAUGUGGCGGCGAUCGACACGGGUACGACGUUGAUUGGUGGUCCACCGAAGGUGGUCCAGGAAAUUUACCGCAUGAUCCCUGGCGCACGUCCGUACCAGGGCAACAGCUACUUUACCAUUCCCUGCAGUGGCGACUUUACGGUGGACUUGACGUUUGGCGGUAGGAAGUGGUCAUUAAAGAGCUCGGAUUUGAUCAUUGCACCUGUGUCUUCGUCACAAUGCCUUAGUGCCAUCUUUGUGAGCCCCACAGGCUCGCCACGUAUGCCGACGUGGAUCAUUGGUGACUCGUUCCUGAAGACCGUGUUCUCUGCGUUUGGCUCUGCCCCUGCCAACAUUGGCUUUGCCAACUUGCCGUCAGGUGGUGCCCAGGCCAUGUCGCUUACGUCGGUUGCGAUGAACAGCGGACGUGGUAGCGGCAAUGCUGCUUCGAGCUCUGACGGUCUUCCGCUAGGCGACGGUGGCCAAGGCGGUGGUGGUGGUGGCGAUGGUGGCGGCUUGUUCUCCUACAAUUCGCCACAGCAAAACACCGAUCAGUCGUGGAAGACAGCGUCGGUUGAUGUCCCCAACAAUAUCCAGCCUUUAAGUGCCGAAGUCAGUGGCGGUGACGGGAGUAUGUUUGGCAACGGCGUGUCGCGCGCAUGGCCAUCGAUCCCUGUGUAUGUGGGUAUGGCACUGGCUACGUUGGCGUGGCUUUUGUAA
Malassezia pachydermatis is the source of this 1659-nucleotide messenger RNA. Its product is annotated as acid protease. The coding region runs from base 1 to 1659 and encodes 552 amino acids. The transcript has a single exon. Gene Ontology annotation, molecular function: aspartic-type endopeptidase activity. NCBI's taxonomy places the organism in Eukaryota, Fungi, Basidiomycota, Malasseziomycetes, Malasseziales, Malasseziaceae. The record is from RefSeq and is a predicted model, not a curated record. Gene Ontology annotation, biological process: proteolysis.